GUAGCCGCUGAAGGAGAAUCGGGUUCUGUAGCCAAUAUAUUAAGGGAGUAGCAACUGCUAUUCCAAAUUCUUAGUGCUUUCCUGCAGAAAACAGACUGAAGAUCAGAAUGUUUGAAGAAUUUCUCCAGUAUCUCUCCGGUGUACUUGGCCUGCCUGAUGACCAGGUCAGAUUCAUAUCCCUGUUGUUGAUGGGGUAUCCACUGGCAUUGGUGCUGUGUCACAUCCUCCACCCCUCCUGGACCUCUCUCCAUGUUAGACAUCUCUUCUCCUCUCUCUCUGGUCUCACCAUCGCCACCCUCUGCUAUGGCUGGCAGGUGUUAGCUCUGGUGGGACUUGUAGCAGUUGGAUACAUCAUCCUUCUUGUGGCACCACCACAGACUGUUCAUAGGUGGAGUAUGGGAUGGGCCGUAUUAUUCAUGAGUGCUGGCAAUAUGUACUACGGCGUAUGGAGUUUGAGUAUUCGUUGGUAUAUAUUAUAAUACUAUCAUUAAUUUUAUAUCAGCCAUGAAAAUCUGUUAUUACUUCACUUUAGGGCAAUGAUGAUAAUGGUUCAAAAGCUUACUUAUGUAGGGUUUAGUAUACAUGAUGGUAAGUGACUGUACUAAUGUAUAAUAAUAGCUCAAGACUUCUCUACGUAGGAAUGGGAGGCUAUAGUAGGCCUCUGAAUAAAGACCAGGAGAAGCAGAAACUGACGUGAGGAUGACCUGAUAAUCUCUGCUGCAACUCUUAGUCUCCUCCUCCACAGCUCUGUGCCGUCAGUCCUGGAGUACAUGAGCUACUGUUUCAACUUCCACAGUGUACUAGCUGGACCCUCAGUCACUAUGAGGGAGCAUCUGGACUUCAUGGAUGGCUCCAACUUCCACAGUGCAGUCUCUACUACCAGUAGCCAACAGUCAUCAGUGGGUGAUGUUGCUUAGUGCUUGUGUUUCAGCUUAUUUGUAAUGUGUGAACUUUACCCUAUCACAGAUUCGUCCAUGAACGUAUUCCUGAAAGUGCUGUAUUUCUCCCUGGUGUCCUUUGUUAUCCGCUGUCGGUUCUACUUUGUUUUCCUUCUCAACGACAGCAUCAGCAAUGCAGCUGGGCUUGGGUUCGAAGGUUACGACGAACAAAACAGACCCAAGUGGGGGCUGGCGUCCAAUAUUGAUAUACUGAGUAUAGAGCUCUCUAUGAAUGCCAGAAACUCUCUCAACUCGUGGAAUAUUACUAGCUCACGGUGGAUAAGAAGAGUGGUUUAUGAGAGAGUGUCAUGGAAUCCAACUCUGGCCAGCUUCUUGUUUUCUGCCUGGUGGCACGGCUUCUAUCCUGGAUUCUAUCUCGGUUUUUUCACUGCUGGUCUCGGUUUAAUGGCAUCAAAGAAGAUGAGGAGGUGGUGUAACCCAUUCUUCACCGAUCAUGGUCCAGUAUUGAAGUGGACCUACCACGUAGCCACGUGGGUCCUCACUCAGGUGUAUGUGACCUACAGUUGUUUAGCUGUUAGUCUGGUGUGGUUCCCUGCUGUCUGGACCUUCUGGAGUCACUACUACUUUGUUCCGAGUUUGGCUCCUCUACUGGUACUGCUGUUGGUACCAUCCAGACAGUCUCAGAGACACAAGGACUCACAUGACGUGAAUGGAGAUGUCAAAUCUGGUCCCUCUUCAGACUCCAACACCAAACACUCCAAACAAGACUGAUGCAUGGGGAGUGUCCAUUUAGCUACCCUCACCUUUGUAAUGUGACAGUAUUGUACUAGUUUCAUGACUACACAGUGGAACCUUUGAACAAUGGCAAAAGGUUUUGU
This is a messenger RNA of Geodia barretti, 1777 nucleotides long. Lineage: Eukaryota; Metazoa; Porifera; Demospongiae; Tetractinellida; Geodiidae. The record is from the annotation of a GenBank genome assembly.